Messenger RNA from Orbicella faveolata, 4470 nucleotides. RefSeq lists its product as uncharacterized. NCBI's taxonomy places the organism in Eukaryota, Metazoa, Cnidaria, Anthozoa, Scleractinia, Merulinidae. The record is from RefSeq and is a predicted model, not a curated record. Gene Ontology annotation, cellular component: nucleus. Gene Ontology annotation, molecular function: mRNA binding.
AGACAGCAGCAUAAGAAGAGACGAAAUUGAUGUCCUCGCACGGAUUCGAAAUGGCUUUUUUCCAGUUCUUACAAGCUCGUUGAAGCCAGAUGAUGUAUUGUCCAUACUAUUGAAUGACCCAACCAAGUUUCUGCAACGAAAAUGCCCAUUCUUGAUGAUAUUGUGGCUGGUGCUAAAGACAAAAGCAAACAGCAACUUCAGGAAGCUUUGCUGGAACUGUUGAAAGGGAAUCCAGACAUUUUGGAUCCUGUCACGAAAUCUACAACUAGGACACACAGUGAAGUUGCAACAAGAAGUGGAGAUGAGGAAGAGAGACGUUCGCAGAGAAGCCCGUCAUCAGAUAAUUCCUACCCUGAACUUGAGAAUAGCCUCAAUCAGCAGUCAAGAGCAAGUUACCAGUGGCAGUUGUCUGACAGUGAUGAUGGAAUAGACUCUGCAUGGACAACAGCCACAAAAAACAUGUCACCUCGUGAACUUGCCAGAUGGCGCAGAAAACUGUUCUCCAUUUACGUUGGACAUUUACCUCAUGAUAUUACCAAGAAAGAACUUGUGCAGCUGUUUUGUGAAGUUGGGAAUGUACAAGAUUGUCAUUUACAACCUCGAGAUGGAAGAGGAAGUGGCUAUACUUAUGGUUUUAUUAGAUUUUGCACACUUGACGAAUGCCGUGAUGCCGUUGCGAUGCUCCAUGGUCGUCUCCUUGGCAACAGGACCAUAACAGUGGAGUAUGCCUGCGAAACCAAAGACAGAUUAGGCACUGAAGAUCCAGAUGAUUUACCUGUGGACAAGAAAGACAGGCUUUUAAGAAAUGACAACCCAAAGGUUGAACAUCCUAGCGCCAUGUCUGAAACUGAAUCUCACGAAAAAAUGGUUCUGUGGAAAUUGCGCUGUUCUGCCACGAGACAGAAGUCAUCUAAUAAAGGAGUUAUAAUAAAUGGACAAGAAGCCAAUAAAGAAGAGGUUCUGAUGAAUGCCCUUCAGGAAAUAGUUAAGAAAGUAGCUAGUCUGCCUGCUGACACUUUUGCCACGCCCUCUGCAUCAGAAGCUUCUCCAUGUUCACCUUGGAUUCUAAAUGAGAUAAAUGGCAGUAAAAAUGGUGUAGCUGUACAACAGUCACACAUCCCAGGGAGCCCUGACAUGCAUAUGAAGGAGGAGGCAGUGAAAUGCAAUGGGACGCAGGAAUGUAACAUGCCACAAGAGAUGAAUAUCAAGCAUACUCUUGAUAAGGAAUCAACAAACAUUCAGGAAGAAGGCACUAGACGUCCACAAACAUUACCAAUGAUCAGGGAAAGGCAGGCACAGUCUCCAGAGGAAAAUGUAACCAAUUCAUUCUCAACUCCAGACAGCCAAAAUAUCAGGAACAGCCCAUUUCAAGCUCGUCUAUUACCAAACAGCCCUGGAGUAACAUCUUCCCCUGGACGUUAUGUGUCUGCAAACAACAAUAGAGUGACACCCUCAAGUAGAAGGGAUUUCUCUCCAAGCAGUCAUGGUGUGAACCCUUCCCCAGGAGGUAGUGUAUCCCCAGGUAGCCUUGAUGUUUCAACCUCUCCAGGAAGGCAUGUGUCUCCCAUUAGUCCUGAUGUGACACCCUCCCCAGGAAAGCAUGUAUCUCCAACCAGCCCUGAUGUGACAGCCUCUUCAGGAAGAAAUUUUUCUCCAAGUAGCCCUGACAUCACACCACCUUCAGGAAGGUAUUUGUCUCCAAGUAGUUCUGAAUUGACACCUUCUCCACGACAAGACGAUAGUUCAUACAGUGAGGUGGAAACUAAUGCUAGUGACUCUGUUAGUGUUGGUUCACUGUCACCUGAAAGACCACUGAGACAACAUUGUAAGUUUUGUCAUGGACAGAGCCCGACAAGAGGACAUGUUUCGGAAUCAAGCCUGUCAGAGAGCAUAAGUUCUUCGCCCUCUCAUCCUUUGAGUUCUUCUUGUGCGUUUUGCUCUGAAGAUGUAGAUUCAUGUGGUAAAGCAGGUAGUAGUGCUGCAAUGGCUGAACAAAAUCUUCAGCAUGGCAACAUGUCUUUAUUAGAAACUCCCGCGAUGAAAGAUGGGGUGUGUGGUAGACCACCGAAAGACUUGUCAGGAAUGGGACUGUGUUCCUUUGAUUCCAAUGUUCUUAAUGGCAAUGAAGUGCAGUAUCCAUCAAGAUCUGUCCAACAAAGAGAAGCAUCCCUGUCAGGCUACUUACCCCCACCGGAUCAGAUCAUCAAUCAAGCAGGUGCUGGAGGAAACGCCCUUGUGGGAGUGGAAGUACAAGACUCUAGAAGCUCGGCUACAAAUAAUACAACAGCAUUGUCUUCCAGUCAGUGGAAUUCUCCAAGGGAGCAGUCAGCCUUUGCUCAAGGUAGUGUAUCACCACUUCAGCAGCAAACACAUGUUGUGCAUGGUUCUCAUGUCACGAAGAAGGAGAAUACAGAGUUGGUACCCUCAGCUGCAAGACUGUCACCUGUUACAAGGCAUCAUCAGCAAGUACGUCCUCUUCAGAAUGAAGAGGACAACAGUAUCGCAGGUCCUGCUCUACCUGUACCACCUCCUGUUGUAUCUGUUGCACCCUCUCCAUCAAAUGCAAUAGGACCCCUUAUGCAAAAGCCGUUGAGAAGCCCUCCAGCUCCUAAGCCACUUUUAUCACCUCCAGCAAUAGGACCUGGUAUGCAACAGCCAUUAUUGGGUAACUCCCCUUACUGGCCAGGGCAGCACCAACAUGUUCCACCAUUACUGUCAAACUUGCUUGCGUCCAGGUUCCAGCAGCCUGGCUUUCCAAGGCAGCAGUUUGGUAAUGGACCAUUUGUACCCCCUGGUGUCUUCAACCCAGCCAUGUUUCAAGGAUGGGACCCAAAUGCAUUUACACAACAGCAGCUCCUGGCAUCAAGGUUACCAUUUGGCUUGCCUUUCCAACCUGUGCAAAACCCAGUUCCACGGUACCGACCUCCAGCUGGAGGGCGUGGCGUAGGUGCUGCUGGAAGGGGACGGUCUAUGGCACCAAGAUUUCACAAACCUGGCAUCGUGAAUAUUAAAACUUGUGGUGACUUGGAGAAAAUGAAUACUGGGAGGUCUUCAACUUUGCCUCCAGAGCAGACUUGGUCUGUUCACAGCUCUACAGGGAUACACAAAGACACAGUAGGGAAAAACAUAUCUACAGGCAGUGAUACAGCAACAAGUAAUGCAAGUCCUUCUCCAGUUAAUCUUUCACCUGAAAACACUGAUGUUGAAUCAAGAAGCAGAGAAGCGGCAAGAGUCAAGAACACUUCAGUUGGUAGUUGUGCGAAAAGUUGUAUGAAGCCAUCUUGGAGUGCGAGUUCAGCAAGUGAUUUAUCUCCAACGAACAUCUCUGACACGAUGCCAGACGAACCAAGAGAAGAGACUAGAUGCCAAAGCUCUCUACCCGGUCAGGGACCGGGCAAAUAUGAGUCAGUCAGUGAGGAACAUCAACUUCGUACUUUAUCUCCAACCUCCUCCCUGCCAAAACAGGAAGGUGAUUGGGAGAGUCCUGGGACCAAGAAAAUAUCACCCAGCAAAAUGAGCCCAAGUGAACUGCUUCUGAAGGAACAAAAGAGCGAGUUAAAGAGAAUUAUUCAGGACAACGAAAUGUUACGCCAAAGCAUAGAUUGGAGAAGAUCAGCAGGAGACACUGACAACAGGGGAGCUCUCAAAUCACAGAUCCACUUAAAAGAAGUGCAGCUACAGAAAGAGAAAGAAAUCGUGUUAGCAAGGAAAGCUGAACAAGAACUUUUAUACGAACGAGAAAAAUUAGAAGCGGCGUUCGAUCAGCAACUCAAGAAAGAGCUUGAGACAGAACAGCGGAUUGGAGAGACAGAGAACAAGAUUUGUCUUGCAAAACUGGAGAACGAGCUUCUAGUACUGUAUCAAAAGCUUUAUGGAAGCAACUAACUAAUAUAAAGGGGUCUUCCGUUACUGCUGACAAAGAACUUUAUCACCAACAAAUAAAGCCGUCUGUUUUCAUAGAGUGAAAUAAAUCUAUGGAGAUAUAUUUUAGUUCGCGCAAAUUUAAUGACGAUAUUAACAUUUACUUAUGUCGAGAAAGAGUUAUCACUGCUUCAUGUUAUUACGUAUUUAAUACGGGCCGUCCUGUUUCCCUGUGAUAGCAUUUUUUUCAUUAAUGUAACGUUCUGACAGGUUUUUUGUUGGUUUUUCGAUUUUCUCAGCCAAACAUGGGGUCAACAACUGCACGAGCGGUUCAUCGACUUAUCUUGCCUCGGUUAUUCCACCUCCCAGAACAACUUGGCUCCUGAUUGGUCACGUGACGCAGAAAAUCAACAAAAAGACGUCAAAAAUUGUAAAGAAAACGUUGAGCCAGAUAAAGUUGUCCCUUAAAGUUGGAGUACACUUUUCAACGAAAAUAUUACAGAAUUUAUUGUUCUUGUGGGAGUCUAACAUUUGUUUGAAGUUAAAGAUGUAAGACAAAGACAUAUCAAAGAAGUAUUUUUUGGUUAAUAAAUAUAUUUUUGGGACCAA